AUGAUGAACCAAUUCCAUUAUUUAGUCGUAAAAAAAAUCAUAUCUGAUUAAAUUAAAUUGUGCUUCUCAAACUACUUUGAAUUAUUAAGAUAAAAAUUAGCAAGAACAAAGUAGUAUUUAAUAGUUUUGGCAAGAUGUUCAAAUUUGUUUGCAGUAGAUGGAAGCAAUUGUGCAGAUGAGUAUACUAUUAAUACAUACCUUUCCAAAUAUCAUGAGUUUCUAUUUCUAAAUAUUAGAUUAAGUUAACUAAAUUAUAUAACGAAAGAACUCAAAUAUUUCUAUAAGUUAUAAUAUACCAGUUUUGAUGUUAAGUUGUAUAAAUUCUAUUAUAAUAAUAGGAAACCAUCAUUGCUAAUUUCUGUAUAAUUAAGAGUCACUACUUAAGCAAUUGAUAAAUAUUUUUCUCAAAAAAUAAUUAACAACUAUGUCAAAAUUUACUUAUAGUUUUGA
Paramecium tetraurelia is the source of this 450-nucleotide messenger RNA. RefSeq lists its product as uncharacterized. The record is from RefSeq and is a predicted model, not a curated record. The transcript has a single exon. NCBI's taxonomy places the organism in Eukaryota, Ciliophora, Oligohymenophorea, Peniculida, Parameciidae.